Molecule: messenger RNA, 2040 nt
Organism: Coccomyxa subellipsoidea C-169
Lineage: Eukaryota; Viridiplantae; Chlorophyta; Trebouxiophyceae; Coccomyxaceae
Product: glycoside hydrolase
Exons: 14
Coding region: 1-2040 (679 amino acids)
Molecular function (GO): hydrolase activity, hydrolyzing O-glycosyl compounds
Source: RefSeq, a predicted model, not a curated record
AUGGCCAAGCAGCUGGCCAUCAGGAUGCCCAAGCACACUGACCUGGUGCUCGGCAUGAUGCUGGAGCUGCCGGAGGGCCCUGCAGAUAGCAUCAUACAAAAAGCAUCUCAGAGUGGAUACUCUGGCUCGGCGGAGUUCAAUCGCAGUGACAAGUACACUUUGCCCUCCCAGCCAACGGAUGAUUCCUUCGCGCCGUUGGAAAACAGAGAGCUUGCGGCAAAGAUUGAAUCUGGUGGAAACGUUGGCUUUGUCGGCACCAGCGGCACCAACUUCGUGCUCAACGGCAAGAUCACGUACUUUAGCGGGUCAAACGAUUACUUUCUCAUCCUCAGGAGCUACCUUUCGGACGACCAAGUCAGGCUCUUCUUCAGGGUGAUGUCUGAGAACGGCAUCGACUUGAUCAGGACUUGGGGCUUCCUGAAUGGCCAGGACGAUCCCUACACUGCUGGCGUCUCUAUACAGCCCUCGAUCGGGGUCUACAACGAGCAGUCACUGCGGCGCCUAGAUCUGAUCUUUGCCGAGGCAAAUUCCAACGGCGUGCGCAUCAUCCUGCCCUUUGUCAACUUCUGGCCCGACCUGGGAGGCAUGCAGUGGUAUGUCACACAGAGUAUUGUGAUGGUGACUCUUGCAUGCAUACUGCAGCUCCUGGGGCGUGGACAUGCUCUGGAGGAGUUCUACACCAGCACCAUAGUCAAGCAGGCGUACAAGAACUACGUGAAGAAGAUUGUGACGCGCGUCAACACUAUCACUGGAGUGGCAUACAUCAAUGACCCCACGGUCUUCGCAUGGGAGCUCGCGAAUGAGCCCCGCUGCAACGACGGCUAUGAAGACAGGAUCGGAGUUCCCCGGACCUCACUCGUGCGCGCAUGGGUCGCUGAAAUGGCCGCCUACAUCCGCAGCCUCGACCCCAACCACAUGAUCACAACCGGAGAGGAGGGAUUCAGCAGCACUGGAGGUCCUGAUUCUGGCUGGCGCAACAAUGGCAUUGUGGGCGUUGAUUUUGGGCGGAAUUUGCAGGACCCUAACAUCGAUUUUGGCACCGUCCACGCCUACCCCGGCAGCUGGGGGAUCCCUGCGGACAGAGUGGCGGAGUUUGCCAACAGCUUCAUCUACAGCCGCGCCCAGAUCGCCAACGCAAUCGGCAAGCCCUUCAUCCUCGAGGAGACCGGCAUGGAUGCAGACGCGUACCCAAUCUACCGUCCAGACUUCUACAAAUACCUCUUCAGCGCAGCGCAGCGCUCGGACGCAAAGGCCAUGAUGCCCUGGGAGCUCGUGCCGUGGCACGUUAAUGCACGGGACAGCGGCGGAUAUGACUUUGGCAUUGACGACGUGUCCUUCGGCCCCGUCUCAGCCGCCAUCGCCUACCAGAAGAGCAGGACGCUCGCAUGCGCGUCCGGGGUAUGCCCGCCAGUGACACCCCCCUGCACCUGCUUUGACAUACCUCCAUCCUCCGACUUCACUUGCCCGCAGCAGGCGGGCUUUUAUCAGCGCGACUGCUCAAGGGUCAAUUUCCUGGGGCCCGGCACAUGCGACGCCAGCUGCGGCCGCUGCAGCCUGUGCUCUGCCACCAGCGGACCCCCUCCUGCCACCAGCGGACCCACCCCUGCCACCAGCGGACCCCCUCCCGCCACCAGCGGACCCCCCCCUGCCACCAGCGGACCCCCUCCCGCCACCAGCGGACCCCUUAAGUGCCAGAUCAACAUCGCGGUGGGCCCUGUGUGGCCAGCGAGCGGCACACAGCAAGGGACAGAGAUGCAGAUAUAUCUUCGCUCCCCUGCCGACAACACCAUUGUUGCCCCCUACACCGUAACCCUAACCUCCCCCGCCCCCUACAGCGCUGCAUACCCCUGGGAGUGGCAGGCCACAAUCACACCGGAAGGGCUGACUGGACUUGUGCCGGGCAUCUAUGACACGCUGCAUCCCUUUGGAGGCAACACGGUAAACAUCGGAGCCAUUGUUUUCUUCAGCGACCCUGCCGCACUCAAGCCCACAUCCGCCUCCAUUAACAACCAACCUUGCGGCCUCACUGUGUCAACCUAG